Molecule: messenger RNA, 942 nt
Organism: Knipowitschia caucasica
Lineage: Eukaryota; Metazoa; Chordata; Actinopteri; Gobiiformes; Gobiidae
Source: the annotation of a GenBank genome assembly
AUGGCGGCCCCCGAGCAGUUGUUUGUGUGGGAAGGAGACUCCGGGUUACCGUCUGUGGACUGGGACUGUCUGAGCGUGCUGGCCUACGCUCAGUUCUCUGGAGCUCCACUGAAGGUCCACAAGAUCAGCAACCCCUGGAGGAGCCCCUCAGGUUCACUUCCUGCUUUUAGGACCAAUCAGAGCGAGACUCUGACCCAACCCAAUGACAUCAUCAUCCACCUGCGGAAACAGAAGUAUAAUGCAGACUACGACCUGUCGGCAAAAGAGGGCGCUGACAGUUUGGCCUUCACCUCCUUGAUCCACGAGAAACUACGCCCUGCUCUGACCUACUGCUGGUGGGUGGACAGUAAGAACUAUGUGGAGGUGACCCGUCGCUGGUAUGCGGAGCACCUCCCGUUUCCUCUCAGUCUGUUCUCUCCUGGACGUAUGCAGCGGGAGGAGAAGGAGAAACUCAGACUCAUGCUGGGUCAGGAGGAGGUGGAGCCAGAGGAGACGCUGGAGAAGGAGUUGUUCCAGGAGGCAGCUGACUGCAUGAACCUUCUUUCUCAGAGACUUGGACAACACAAGUUCUUCUUCGGAGACUCACCCUCCUCUCUGGACGCUGUGGUCUUUGCUCAUCUCGUUCCUUUGAUGAAGACGUCGUUUCCAAAUUCCAAACUUCAGAAACAUCUGGAGUCGCUCAGUAACCUCUGUGUGUUCUGCUCCAACAUCCUGCAGCUCUACUUCCCCUGCGCCGGGCCAGCCCCGCCCCUUCGGCCUGGCCCCGCCCCCUCAGACGACGUGGAGCCGUACAGACGCAGGAAGCAGCUGCUGUCGCUGCUGGUGGCGGCGGGCGCCAUGUUCAGCUACGCCCUGGUCACAGGCAUCGUCUCUGUCACUAUGCACACGGGGGAGGAGCCUCCUGAGGAGGAGGAGGUGCUGCAGGAGAGGGAGGAGCAGUGA